AUGGCCUCCAACUCCAAGUCUAAAUGGGCUGUCGACGAUGAAGAAGAAGCCGCAGCCGUCGCAUUACGGAAGAAGGAGAGAGACGAGAGAAGACGAUUGAAGGAAGAAAAGGCUCGACAAGCAGCGAUUGCCACCGCGGCAACCCCUUCGAGUCCCAGCAACGAAAAUGAACGAGCCGCCAAACGACAGAAAACCUCACCAGAGAAAGAGAAUGGAGCAUCAACAUCCACAAGCGAGGAAGGGGCUCAUCUACUACACUUCCCAAGCCGGCAGUUUGGCCCUUGCGGACACGUCGACCAGUUUGAGCUUCUCAACAACAUCGAAGAAGGCUCUUACGGCUUGGUGUCGCGGGCGCGCACGAAAGGUUCCGGCGACAUUGUGGCAUUGAAGCGGUUAAAGAUGGAACAUACAAACGACGGAUUCCCUGUGACGGGACUCCGAGAGAUCCAGACUCUCAUGGCAUGUCGGCACGCAAAUGUGGUCAAGUUGCUCGAGGUGGUGAUGGGGACCAGUUUGAAAGAUGUCUAUCUCGUCAUGGAGUUCCUCGAACACGACCUCAAGACUCUCCUCGAAGACAUGGCCGAGCCGUUUCUGCCGUCGGAAACCAAGACGCUCAUGCUCCAGAUCGUCUCGGCAACCGAAUACCUGCACUCGACCUGGAUCAUGCAUCGGGACUUGAAGACCUCGAACCUUCUACUCAACAACCGAGGGGAAAUCAGGUUGGCGGAUUUCGGCAUGGCCAGAUAUACGGGCAACCCUCGGCCGAAGCUGACACAGCUUGUGGUCACUUUGUGGUAUCGAGCUCCGGAGCUACUACUUGGUGCAGAAGAAUACGGCUUCGAGAUCGACGUGUGGAGUCUGGGCUGUAUCUUUGCCGAGUUGUUGACCAAAGAACCUGUCUUCCAGGGCAAGAAUGAAGUCGACCAGCUGUCCAAGAUAUUCGCUUUGCUGGGGACUCCGACAAACGAAACAUGGCCUGGUUUCCGAUCCCUACCAAACGCCAAAGCCCUCCAUCCUGUUCUGUCCGGCUCAACAUCUCCGCCGUCCCUGUCAGCCUCGAAGUUCCCCUACAUAACCAACGCCGGCCUUCGGCUCCUGUCUUCUCUGCUGUCCAUGAACCCGACCGCCCGACCCUCAGCCAGCGAGAUCCUCUCGCAUCCCUAUUUCAAAGAAGACCCGCGGCCCAAAGCCAAAGAAAUGUUCCCGACGUUCCCCAGCAAGGCGGGCCAAGAGAAGCGACGGCGCAGAGCGACUCCUCAGGCCCCGGAGCGUGGAGACGCCCCUAGACUGGACGAACAAGAAUUUGCUGGCAUUUUCGCCGGAAGAGCCGAUGAGGAGCAGGGCGCCGGCUUUUCUCUUAGGUUAGGUUAA
Messenger RNA from Capronia epimyces CBS 606.96, 1371 nucleotides. Its product is annotated as CMGC/CDK protein kinase. Gene Ontology annotation, cellular component: nucleus. Bases 1 to 1371 code for a protein of 456 amino acids. Gene Ontology annotation, molecular function: ATP binding; cyclin-dependent protein serine/threonine kinase activity. The transcript has 2 exons. Lineage: Eukaryota; Fungi; Ascomycota; Eurotiomycetes; Chaetothyriales; Herpotrichiellaceae. The record is from RefSeq and is a predicted model, not a curated record. Gene Ontology annotation, biological process: regulation of mitotic cell cycle; protein phosphorylation.